Clonostachys byssicola is the source of this 3207-nucleotide messenger RNA. The record is from the annotation of a GenBank genome assembly. Lineage: Eukaryota; Fungi; Ascomycota; Sordariomycetes; Hypocreales; Bionectriaceae.
AUGCCUCCUUCCGAUCCCCCGGCUUCGGCGCCCAGGCCGUCACAUGCGGUGUUGCUCACCGACAACCUGGAGAAGCCGUCAGUGGAUGAUCGCAACUAUCGCGUGGUCCGUCUCGCAAACCAGCUCGAGGUUCUAUUAGUUCAUGAUCCGGAGACGGACAAGGCCAGUGCCGCCCUCGACGUCAAUGUCGGAAACUUCAGUGACGAGGAGGGUAUGCCGGGCAUGGCCCAUGCAGUUGAACAUCUUCUCUUCAUGGGCACCAAGAAAUUCCCUGUAGAGAAUGACUACAGCCAAUACUUGUCAUCAAACUCGGGCAAUUCUAACGCAUAUACCGCCUCGACGUCCACUAAUUACUACUUUGAAGUAGCUGCCAAACCUGCUGAUGACAGAGAGCCAACAGAGGAAAAUCCAUCACCCCUCCGCGGCGCUUUGGACCGUUUUGCCCAGUUCUUUAUUGAGCCUCUCUUUCUCUCGAGCACUCUUGACCGAGAGCUCAAGGCUGUUGACUCUGAGAACAAGAAGAAUCUACAGAAUGAUACCUGGCGACUUCACCAGCUGGACAAGUCACUAUCAAAUCCCAGGCAUCCGUACUGCCAUUUUUCGACAGGAAACUUCGAGGUUCUCAAGACAGAGCCGGAAGCCAAAGGGAUUAAUGUGCGUGACAAGUUCAUCGAGUUUCACAGUCAGCACUACUCUGCCAACCUGAUGAAGUUGGUAGUGUUGGGGCGUGAGUCGCUUGACGUGCUUCAGAAGUGGGCGGAGGAAUUCUUCUCGGGAGUGGUCAACAAAGAACUUCCCCAGCAACGGUGGGAUACAGAGGUUCCUUUCCAAGAGCAAGAUCUCGGCAUGCAGUGUUUUGCCAAACCAGUCAUGGACUCUCGUGAGCUGAACCUGGUUUUCCCAUUCAUCGACGAGGAGCUCCUUUAUGAGUCCCAGCCCAGCAGAUACCUAAGCCAUCUCAUUGGCCAUGAGGGGCCUGGAAGUAUUAUGGCCUACGUGAAAUCAAAAGGCUGGGCAAACAGCCUGUCCGCCGGUGCAUAUCCUGUCUGCCCAGGCACACCUGGUUUCUUUGAUAUUUCUAUCCGAUUGACUGAGGAGGGCCUAAAACAAUAUCCAGAAAUUGUGAAGAUUAUUUUCCAGUACAUCUCGAUGCUGCGAGAAUCGUCGCCCAAGGAGUGGAUAUUUGAUGAGCAGAAGGGCAUGGCCGAUGUCGAUUUCAGGUUCAAGCAAAAAGUUCCAGCCAGCCGCUUCACGAGCAGAACUGCAUCAGUGAUGCAGAAGCCUAUUCCUCGUGAAUGGCUUUUGAGUGGAAGCAGCAGAUUGAGGUCGUUUGAUCCGAAAUCUAUCCUAAAGGCAUUGGCUACCCUCCGCCCCGACAACUUGAGAAUGACCAUCGUCUCUCAAAAGUUCCCUGGAAACUGGGAUCAGAAGGAGAAGUGGUAUGGGACCGAGUAUAGAUACGAGAAGCUACCGGAGGAUCUUUUGAAGUCUUUUGAGACUGCCUUCACAACUCCUCCUGAAGAUCGCUACCCGGAGCUUCACCUGCCACACAAGAAUAACUUCAUCCCCAAGGAACUUGAGGUUGAGAAGAAGGAUGUUCUACAGCCUGCCAUAGCGCCCAAGUUGCUUCGCAACGAUAGCCUUGCCAGGACGUGGUGGAAAAAGGAUGAUACGUUCUGGGUGCCCAAGGCAAAUGUAUACGUCAGCCUAAGGAGCCCAAUCAUUUACGCAUCAGCCGAGAACGUGGUCAAAGCAAGGCUGUUUACCGAACUGGUACGGGACGCGUUAGAGCAGUACGCCUACGAUGCCGAUCUCGCAGGUCUGCAAUAUACUGUUAGCCUGGGCGGGAGAGGCCUUCUCCUCGAUAUCUCUGGAUACAAUGAUAAGCUUGCCGUUUUACUCCAGCAAGUCACCACAACAAUGAAGGAUCUUGAGAUUCAGGAUGAACGGUUUGAGGUUGUCAAGGAGCGGCUUAUCCGGGGCUUCAGCAAUUGGGAGCUAAAUUCAGCCUAUCACCAGGUUGGCGAUUUCCUAAACUGCUUAAAUUCGGAGCGCGCUUUCCUGGUCGAGGAGCUGGCCGCAGAAUUACCUUCCAUCACUUCUGAGAGCGUUCGGCUGUUCCAGAAACAGGUGUUGGCUCAGUUUUUCCUCGAGACUUACACACAUGGAAACAUGCACCGCGAGGAUGCAUUGAAGGUGACAGAGAUCAUCGAAAACACCUUCAAGCCCCGAGCGCUCCCUCGCGAUCAGAUCCCCAUCGUAAGGUCUUUGAUCAUCCCUAGAGGCUCAAACUUCAUUUUCAACAAGACGUUGAAAGAUCCCGAUAAUGUCAACCAUUGUGUGGAGACACUGCUUUAUGUUGGCGACAAGGCCGAUCGGUUGGCCAGAGCUACCACCCUAUUGUUUGACCAGAUCGCCCAUGAGCCGGCUUUUGAUCAGCUCAGAACCAAGGAGCAGCUGGGGUAUGUUGUAUUUGCUGGAAUGCGCAACUUUGCCACAACCUGUGGAAUUCGUCUAUUAAUUCAGAGCGAGAGAACCCCCGACUACCUCGACUCUCGAAUCGAAGCUUUCCUGGUGCAGAUUGGGGACGUCCUGGAGAAGAUGACAGAGGUUGAGUUUGAGGGUCACAAGCGCAGUCUCAUUAUCAAACGCCUGGAGAAGCUGAGAAACCUGGACCAGGAGUCAACCAGGCACUGGAGCCACAUCUCAGGAGAGUACUAUGAUUUCGAACAAGCUCAAAACGACGCCGCCCAUGUGAAAGCACUUACCAAAGCCCAGAUCUUGGAGUUCUACAAGACUUAUAUAAGCCCAUCUUCACCAACCAGGGCCCGAAUCUCGGUUCACCUGCAUGCACGUGGCGCGAGCGAGCUUGAUACCAAAAUCAUUGCCCUUCUCCAACAAGCUGGGUUCAAUGACGUUCCAGAAGAACAGCGGCAAUGCAUUGAUCUCCUUGAAAAGUACUUGACCAAGGAUCUUGGCCUUUCAGCAGACCAAGUAUCAUCAAUCAUUUCCGAAGCCCGUGAGUGUGGGCUGAAGCGAGCCGUCUCUGGUACUGAAACUGGAGAUAUUGCCAAUGGUUCUACUGCUGUGAGCUCAGCGGUCGAGAUCACCGAUGUUCGUGCUUUCAAGUCUGGUCUGCUCGCCAGUUUAGGAGCACGUUCGGUCAAGGAUUUUAGUGAAUAUGAGGAUAGAGACUCAAAGCUAUAA